AUGGAUUUGGGUGAGCCUGAGUGCUAUUACUUUGAGGAGUAUGAGGCUCCAAGGAUGAACCCCUCUGUUGUGGCUGCCCACAAGAGGAUUGGACUUCUCCAAAGGUUCAACAAGUGGCAAGGGAAAGCCAUGGAAAAGAUGCAAAAGUCCAUGGACAAGAUGAUCACUCCUCACCACCCAAGGAGGCUCCCUGCCCAAGAGCCUCACAGAGCCUCUUCUUUCGAGCCAAGGGAAGGAGAAGACAACACGCAGAGAAGGAGGAAGAGUUCCAAGGCCAGACGCUCCAACUCGAUCGAGUCAGAGGAAACUCAACUCGAUCGAGCUGAGGGUCGAGUUGACCUGGAGGAGCCCCUGUUUGAGAACCCGGAUUCGAGUACGAUCCACGCCUACCAGGACUUCCUCAGAGACUGGACCCCUACAACCGCUUCGAGCAAGCACAGCUCCACCAAGGCCAAGGAGCCACACCACUUUGAGAUGAAGAAGAGGAAGAAGAGGAGAGCAAGCUCGAUCGAGUGCACAACCCAGUGA
Molecule: messenger RNA, 528 nt
Organism: Microthlaspi erraticum
Lineage: Eukaryota; Viridiplantae; Streptophyta; Magnoliopsida; Brassicales; Brassicaceae
Source: the annotation of a GenBank genome assembly